Messenger RNA from Psammomys obesus (fat sand rat), 425 nucleotides. It is a transcript of the gene Asdurf, whose product is annotated as ASNSD1 upstream open reading frame. The transcript has 4 exons. NCBI's taxonomy places the organism in Eukaryota, Metazoa, Chordata, Mammalia, Rodentia, Muridae. The coding region runs from base 126 to 425 and encodes 99 amino acids. The record is from RefSeq and is a predicted model, not a curated record.
GCGGACUUCAUUGGUCGGGGUGCUGGAAGGGGCGGGGUUCAGCGCGGAGACCCCGCCCUGGUCCGGAACUUCCUGCUGCGGCUUCCUUCUGGACGCGGCCCUCCGGCGUGCGGCGCGGCGUGGAGAUGCCGGGCUGCGGGGCGCAGUCCGGCGACCGCCCGGGGCCGGCGCCCGCCCACACGUCGCCUGCACAAGCCGAGGCCCUUAGCAGUAAGAUCAAAGAACAAAAAGUUGUUGUGGAUGAACUUUCUAACCUGAAGAAGACUCGGAAAGUAUACAAGCAGCAACAGAACAGCAACAUAUUCUUUCUUGCAGAUCGAACAAAAAUGUUAUCUGAAAGCAAAAAUACAUUAGAUGAGCUAAGAAAAGAAUACCAAGCAUUAGAAAACCCAGAGACGCCCAAAGCCAAGACACAGUCACCCUGA